Messenger RNA from Bufo gargarizans (Asiatic toad), 519 nucleotides. Its product is annotated as interferon lambda-3-like. The record is from RefSeq and is a predicted model, not a curated record. Gene Ontology annotation, molecular function: cytokine activity. The transcript is spliced from 6 exons. Gene Ontology annotation, biological process: innate immune response; defense response to virus; cell surface receptor signaling pathway via JAK-STAT. The coding region runs from base 1 to 519 and encodes 172 amino acids. NCBI's taxonomy places the organism in Eukaryota, Metazoa, Chordata, Amphibia, Anura, Bufonidae.
AUGGACUCUUUCUUAACCACCCAUUUGCACCUAUCAGAGCCCAGUCUGGACUAUAGACUGGACUAUAAAAGGAGAAAGAUGGAAGGGCUUGAGAUAGAGCUGAGAUCAACAGCAGAGAGACACAAGAGAACAGAGCAGCAAAAGAAAAUAUCCGGUGAUGGAGUGAAAUGUUACACCACCAUGACUGGACACAAGACGUCUAUAUGUGACCUCAAGCCAAGUGACCGCCUGAUCCUGACCCUGGAACGAGUGUCGCUGACGCUGGACGUCCUGACUAAUAUGUCUACCUCUGACACUGUAACAAAUUCCAUGAAGGCUUUCCUUAAAUUAAGAGACCAGCUGAUAAUCUGUAGAGAGUUGCCUGAAUACAGUGACCCUGCCUCUGAGCAGCUGGAGCCGUGGCUGAGUCAUCUCCAAGAUUUCAAAGACAAGGCCUCCCCUCAAUGUGUCCAGGACGCUGUUGUGCUCAACCUCAUCUCAUUAAGGAUGCAAAAUGUGAUGUGUCCAAGAUAUCCCUAG